This is a messenger RNA of Fusarium pseudograminearum CS3096, 1248 nucleotides long. RefSeq lists its product as uncharacterized. The transcript has a single exon. The coding region runs from base 1 to 1248 and encodes 415 amino acids. NCBI's taxonomy places the organism in Eukaryota, Fungi, Ascomycota, Sordariomycetes, Hypocreales, Nectriaceae. The record is from RefSeq and is a predicted model, not a curated record. Gene Ontology annotation, cellular component: endoplasmic reticulum. Gene Ontology annotation, molecular function: adenyl-nucleotide exchange factor activity.
AUGGCUCCUUCUAGGGCAAAAUCCUUGCCCUUCAUCGUCGCCCUGGUCUUGGGCAUCGUCCUCUGCAUCUUCGCAGCACCGAUACUCGCAUCUUCACCUUCAGAACCUUCUCCUAGCGCAGACGUAGAACUCAUCUGCCACACAGACAAUCCCAAGGAUUGUUACCCUAAGAUUUUCCAACCAACAGAUGAGUUCCAAAUUGUUCACGAUGACCAAGAACUUCCUCAUGGACUCCACGUUCGUCUGAACAUGUCCAAUGGCAAGAAGGAGGCCAAGAUCAACGUCCCUGAUGAGGGAAACCCUGCCCUUGAGGGGCUUCCUGUCGAUCAAGCAAUUGUCGUCGUGGACCAGCAGCAACAGGAGGACCCCCAGAUUCCUAAAGGUGCUCCGGCUUAUGAGCCUAUUGGCAAAAUCAAGGAGCCUGAAGACGAAGAAUUCGUCGGCAAGCCUUUUUUCACAGCCAUGAAGAUGUUGAAGGCUGGUGAGACAGGUGAAGGCAGUGAGCUUGACGAUGCGCUCGAAGGAAUGGAGGAACUGUCUCAUGACAUUUACUACGGUCUCAAGGUCACAGAAGACCCGGAAGUCUUGAAGGCACUAUUCUGUAUGAUGGGUGAUUCCACGGCCACCACUCCCGCAGGUGUCACACCCCGUGAUCACCAAGCAGCCGCUAUUCUGGGGGCUUCUUUACAAAACAACGCAGCGGCCCUGAAAGAGGUCACGAAGCAGUGGUCUGGUCUGAUGGAGGCCAAGUGCCCUGUCAACAGCAAGUCUCUCAAGGAGUUUCUCUACUCAUCUCUCGUACCUUCUCAUGUUCCAUCUUCGAUCGACACCAGGACACUGGCUUCCACGGCGAAGGCCAAGGUUGGGGCCAUCAACGGUCUCAUGAAGAGCGAUAUCAUCCGAGCAGACUUCCUCAAGAACGAUGGCAUGAAGCUUCUCCUCGAAGUUCUCGUGCCUGAAGGCAACGAAUGGGGUACGACUCAGCGCAAAGUUGGACAGCUGGUCCUCGACACGUUUUUAGACGAGGAUAUGGGCGCCAAGCUUGGUCAGUGGCCCCGAACAGAGCGAACCAGUGAUGCAAAGUGUCGAGUAUUUGAGACAAGCACCGAAGAGGGGUGCUGGGAUUACCAUGUUGCGAGAAUCUUGAAGGAGAACAAGAGGGAUAGCAGCCACUGGAGCCGGGACUUACAUGACCGGCUUGCGGCACUGAGGAAGAGCGGCAAGGUUCCGCCUCGACCUGAAUUGUAG